Messenger RNA from Osmia bicornis bicornis, 2205 nucleotides. Its product is annotated as elongation of very long chain fatty acids protein-like. Gene Ontology annotation, molecular function: fatty acid elongase activity. Gene Ontology annotation, biological process: fatty acid elongation, polyunsaturated fatty acid; fatty acid elongation, monounsaturated fatty acid; sphingolipid biosynthetic process. Lineage: Eukaryota; Metazoa; Arthropoda; Insecta; Hymenoptera; Megachilidae. The coding region runs from base 740 to 1567 and encodes 275 amino acids. The record is from RefSeq and is a predicted model, not a curated record. The transcript is spliced from 4 exons. Gene Ontology annotation, cellular component: endoplasmic reticulum membrane.
GAACGAAAUACGAUGGAAAGCCGAGUAAAAAGAGGAAAGGUGACGACGACUAAUUAUUAUUAUUGAAAGAAGAAAACGGCUGACGAUCGAGCUUGAAAUCGGUCGAAAAUACUGACGCAGACAAGAAGCAAAGGGAGGUGAGGAGAGACGAAGAAGCCAGCUUGGUUUCGCUUCGACAUCAUCUUACAUCGGCUCCAUCGUCCAGCGUAAUCGCGAAUCAGCCUACCUGGAAGGGAUAUAAGGCUACGACUGCACGGCUUUGUAUCGUCAGACGGUGGAGGAAUAUCGUUCGUAGUCGAGUUAAAAGGGAAAGAGAGGAACCUUGCCAACGUACGUGACGUUCGUUUGUUAGUCAGUGGUGUAUAGCCGACAGACAAACUGACUAGUUCUAGUUAACUCGCAGUGGUCAUCGAAUGGUCAGUUAGCAUCCUCCUGUUCGGAUACAUCUCGCUUAUCGCUCGGCACCAACAACCCGAUGCGAUUGUUUCUUCCUUCCACAUCCUUCGAUUCGAGCAACAAGAUCACGAAUUUUCCCCCUGGUUCCAUUCAAGAACCGGUAUCCGUCCAUCGAACAACGGAAGGAACAGUCGUUCGUAGAGGUGCAUCGACAGCAAUUGAGCGAAGGGUGAAUUCAAACGCCGCCAUUCCUUUGAACGGGACAACCUGUUAAAGAGGAACUUUCGCUGAUUUUUCGACAAUUUCUUCGGGAUAAGGGUUCAUCAGAAAAACACGAAGAACAAUGUCGGGUAUCGUGGAUUGGUACAAAGACAUCGUCUAUAACAAACCUGAUCCACGGACGAGCGAUUGGUUUUUGGUAACAGGGCCAGGUCCAUUGUUCAUGAUCAUUGUCACGUAUGUCUACUUCAGCGUUUCAGCCGGACCGAGGUACAUGAAAGACAAGAAGCCAUACGAAUUGAGAAAUGUUAUGAUCUUAUACAAUUUCAUACAAGUACUGCUCAGCAUAUAUCUCGUUUACGAGGGGUUGAUGGCUGGAUGGGGAGGACAAUACAGUUACCGCUGUCAGCCUGUCGAUUAUUCGAACAAUCCAAUGGCUCUUAGGAUAGCUCGAGGUGUACACUUGUAUUACUUGUGCAAGUUGUUCGAGCUGCUGGAUACGGUCUUCUUUGUUCUGCGGAAGAAACAACGUCAGAUCUCGUUCCUGCACGUCUACCACCAUUCCCUGAUGCCAUUCUGCGCUUGGAUUGGAGUACGUUAUUUGCCCGGGGGUCAUGGUACUCUGCUCGGUGUCAUCAACGCAUUCAUCCACGUCAUCAUGUAUGCCUACUACAUGCUCUCCUCGAUGGGGCCACACAUGAACAAAUAUCUUUGGUGGAAGAAGUACUUGACGACGUUACAAUUGAUCCAGUUUAGUAUCAUCUUCCUGCACAAUCUGCAGGUGUUUUUCAAUGGAUGCAAUUUCCCGAAACCGAUCUCGUUUCUACUCUGUCUGAACGCGCUCAUCUUCAUUUACAUGUUUAGCUCGUUCUAUGUUGAAACCUAUACUAAAAAGCGAGUGAAUGCUACGAAAGAAUGCACGAAUGGUACGGUUAAGAACAAACCAGAAUGAGAGUACGUCGGAUACACGAAUCAUUGAUCAUCCUAGACUGUUCACGUUCAUUUAGUCAUUUAAAGUUCUUUAGAAUGAAUUUAAUGAACGAUUUGUUGAGUGUUUAACGGAUGUGUUCGUUCUUCAAACAUAAGAACUAGGCGAUUUCUGGAAAACUGUACGGAAUGAAAGGCAAGAAAUGAUCUUUUCUUAGGUAAAAGUUUACGCAUCAUUUUUGAAAUUUCCGCCUUGUUCAAAGUAUUGAUAACGCAGAAAUCGAUCGAUCGUUGAACAGAAUUCUUCGAUCGUUAUCAACCUCGAUCUCAUAGAAUAACUCUGUACGUCCAACUGAGUUGGUAAGGCAGAUUACUGGACAGCAUUUUACCAUUCAGCCUAUUACCAGUGCCCACAGGUACAGCUUCCACAGAGGCUCGGCGGGGUGUCUUUUGAAAAUUUCCCCGACGUAAAAAAGAAGUCUGUAUGUACAGGGCACAGUCGGUAUGAUAAUCUUGCAUGAUUUAACUACAAUACAUGAAAAAACACAAUUUCGAUUCCCUUUGAUUAUAUCUUAUUAGAAAUCAGUCAAUCAUUGAAAUAAUUGUUUCACAAACUUGUAUUCACUUCAUCCGCCUUAGUAAAUAAAUCAUUUUAAAAAGCGA